Messenger RNA from Humulus lupulus (European hop), 1442 nucleotides. RefSeq names its product replication factor C subunit 5. The record is from RefSeq and is a predicted model, not a curated record. Bases 86 to 1183 code for a protein of 365 amino acids. NCBI's taxonomy places the organism in Eukaryota, Viridiplantae, Streptophyta, Magnoliopsida, Rosales, Cannabaceae. Gene Ontology annotation, cellular component: DNA replication factor C complex; nucleus. The transcript is spliced from 9 exons. Gene Ontology annotation, molecular function: ATP hydrolysis activity; ATP binding; DNA binding. Gene Ontology annotation, biological process: DNA repair; DNA-templated DNA replication.
UUCACCUUAGCUCCAUCUCUCACUCCACACAGCUCCCACUCGCAACGCUUCCGUAGAAAGCUCAGAGCUUGGACACCCCACCACCAUGACUGAACUCAUCUCUCUCAUGGACAUCGACGAUGUCGGCACCGGAGGUGGCGAUGCCACUAAACCCCUUUCCAAACCCAUCAGUGAUCCCAAAAACGUCGCCACCUCCGUCUCCGCCAAAGCCGCGCCCUGGGUCGAGAAGUACCGCCCUCAGUCCCUCGCCGACGUCGCCGCUCACCGCGACAUUGUUGACACCAUUGAUAGAUUAACCAAUGAGAACAGAUUGCCGCAUCUUCUACUGUACGGCCCUCCUGGCACAGGCAAAACUUCGACCAUUCUUGCUGUGGCGCGCAAGCUUUAUGGGGCUCAAUUCCAUAACAUGAUUCUGGAGUUGAAUGCUUCUGAUGAUAGGGGAAUUGAUGUUGUGAGGCAACAGAUCCAAGAUUUUGCUAGCACUCAGAGUUUCUCGUUUGGUGCAAAGGCAUCAGUAAAAUUGGUAUUGCUGGAUGAGGCAGAUGCAAUGACAAAAGAUGCUCAAUUUGCUCUGCGAAGAGUGAUUGAGAAAUACACAAAGAAUACAAGGUUUGCUCUUAUUGGUAAUAAUGUCAACAAAAUUAUUCCAGCACUACAGUCACGAUGCACUCGUUUUAGAUUUGCUCCUCUUGAUUCUGUUCAUGUUACUGAGCGACUCAAAUACGUAAUUGAGGCUGAAGGGCUCGAUGUAUCUGAGAAUGGCUUGGCAGCACUUGUACGGCUUAGCAAUGGUGACAUGAGAAAGGCUUUGAACAUCUUGCAGUCAACACAUAUGGCUUCACAGAAGAUAACAGAAGAAGAAGUGUACCUGUGCACUGGAAACCCAUUGCCCAAAGACAUCGAGAAAAUAUCUCAUUGUCUUCUAAAUGAGUCAUUUUCAAAGUGUUUUAAAGAUAUAUCUGAUAUGAAAUCAAGGAAAGGAUUGGCCAUAAUAGAUAUUGUACGAGAAGUGACAAUGUUUGUCUUUAAGAUAAAGAUGCCCGCAAAAGUUCGCGUUCAGUUGAUUAACGAUUUAGCAGAUAUAGAAUACAGAUUGACUUUUGGGUGCAAUGACAAGUUACAACUUGGAUCGCUUAUUGCUUCAUUUACACAAGCUCGAUCUUCUCUAGUGGCUGCUGCAUAGUAGUAAUCUGUCUAAUUUUUUUCUCAUCAACUUUCUUUUUAGGCAAAAGGGUUUGUUUCUCAUUUGUUCAUUGAUGCAAAUGUGGAUAUGAUGCAAAUUUGGUGAUGUGCUUGUGGAAUAGGGAAAUGGCUUCAAGGCAGAAUGAAAAAAACCUUAUCUUGAUGUUGCUUGCAAGUAGUGAGAAUUUUAAAAUGUAAAGUUUGUUAAUUUGCAAUGGAGCCUAAGUCAAGAUGCCAUUUAUAUAUGUACAAUAUUUUAA